AUGAUAGUAAAAGAAGUAUGCAAUGCUAUUUGGUCAGUAAUGAAAUCGGAAUUUCUACCCACACCUUCAAAAGAAAACUGGGAAAAAAUCGCAUUGGAUUUUGAAAGAAAUGUUAAUUUUCCCCAUUGCAUAGGAGCAGUAGAUGGGAAGCACAUUCGGAUAAUUUGCCCAUCUGGCAGUGGGUCCACGUAUUAUAACUACAAGCAAUAUAAUUCAAUGGUAUUGAUGGCAAUAGCUGAUUCAAAUUACUGGUUUGUAUAUGUUAAUAUUGGAAGUUAUGGGAAAGAUUGCGAUUCUGCUAUUUUUAAGCGAAAUGAGAUAUGGAAAUCUAUUACAAUGGGAACGCACCAGCUUCCAGAACCGAAAUGUCUGCCGGGUACUGAUAGUCCUAAUGUGCCUUAUUUCUUCGUUGGAGACGAAGCCUUCGCAUUACACAAACAUUUAUUACGGCCGUUUGGAGGAUCAAACCUCUCAGUACAAAAAUAA
This is a messenger RNA of Rhopalosiphum maidis (corn leaf aphid), 486 nucleotides long. RefSeq lists its product as uncharacterized. The transcript has a single exon. The coding region runs from base 1 to 486 and encodes 161 amino acids. NCBI's taxonomy places the organism in Eukaryota, Metazoa, Arthropoda, Insecta, Hemiptera, Aphididae. The record is from RefSeq and is a predicted model, not a curated record.